Molecule: messenger RNA, 1233 nt
Organism: Eremothecium sinecaudum
Lineage: Eukaryota; Fungi; Ascomycota; Saccharomycetes; Saccharomycetales; Saccharomycetaceae
Gene: ART10
Product: Art10p
Exons: 1
Coding region: 1-1233 (410 amino acids)
Source: RefSeq, a predicted model, not a curated record
AUGUCACCUAAAGUUACUAUUGAAUUAAAUCCACCCGUAAAUGGAAGUUAUUAUACGGACUAUGAGGAAAUCGCAGGUCGAGUAGUGCUUUCACUUUCCCGCCCAGCUUCCGUAAAAAGGUUGAAUGUGUCUUUACGUGGGUUAUCUCAAACAAGAACUAUUUUAGGUACUGAUGGAAGAUAUCAGUACACUCAGUCUGCGGCUGGAGGUGGUACUAUUUAUGACGGAGAUCAUUCCACACAUGUUGUAUAUCACCGGGAGGUGCAGCUUUUCCCUCCGACGGGAAAGAUAGAUGACAGUGACGACGAUGGGGUUUCACUCGCUAAAGGUUCAUAUGGCUAUGAUUUUGCUUUCAAAUUAUUGGGAAGUCCUGACUGCGUGCAGAAAAGAAACUGUAAGGGAGAGUCUCUUCGAGACGAGCAGCCUAAGGCUAGCUUGUGCCAGCUUCCCCCAAGUUUUAAUGACAAAAAUGAUGGGAAAGCGGUUGAUAGAGCAGAGCUUGUAUACUACGCGCUAGGUCGUGUGAGGUACAAAGUCAACGCCCAACUAGAAAUGGGUGGGGACCGCAAACUAUUCGGGACCUCGAAGAAGAACGUAACGGCGUCAAGCUUAAUUAGCUUUAUGCCUAACGUUUGCAGACAGCAGCCGCAGGACGACACUGUGGGUCCCGAGUUUCGGUUUCAGUCGUUGGACAGCGUGAAGUUAGCGCACGGACUACACAUGAACUUCUAUGUCAUAUCCGCAAAACCGCUAACAGUACAUCGUAUGGACUAUUUGUUCAGACGUGGCUGCGGGAAGUUUGAUGACAUGUACCUCAUGUUUGACAAGAGUCCCGCUGCUCACUCGCUAAAAGCUAAAAGGUUGCAGUUAUUUUUGAAUGAAGAGACAACUUACGCUGUCGGCAAGCGGAGUGAUCGCAAUGACUCUUCAUUGUUGUUGAUGAGCACAGAUUUGAAUCAGGAAAUACCACUAGGAGAGGACCAUGUAUUGCGCAUGGACCUAAGCAAAAAUAGCGCUCUAAACAGACUUCGCUUCAACGAAGAAGACUACGUGCACAGAGGAAAUAGAUUAUACAGUUUCAACUCCUGCAACAUCAGCAGGGAAUUUGAGUUCAAGCUUGUUAUACACUGGGUCGUCGAUGGCAAGCGCUCAUGCAAGUCAGAGGUUGCCAUUCCAGUUACUGUGUUAGUAGACGAUCUCUGGGCUAACAGCCUGCCUCCGCCUUAUGAAUAA